Molecule: messenger RNA, 1272 nt
Organism: Penicillium verrucosum
Lineage: Eukaryota; Fungi; Ascomycota; Eurotiomycetes; Eurotiales; Aspergillaceae
Gene: gliM
Product: O-methyltransferase gliM
Exons: 2
Coding region: 1-1272 (423 amino acids)
Molecular function (GO): O-methyltransferase activity
Source: RefSeq, a predicted model, not a curated record
AUGGAGGAAACCUUGUUGUCAUUAAACUCGUACCUUGAGAAGACGGUGGAGCUUCUUGAAAGGCAGGAUAUCCGUCAACAGCUGGAGGACUCACUCCACAACCAUGAGCCAGGAGUUCUGCCCAGUGCAAACGCCGCAGCCUUAGCCAAUCAGUCAAUUGACCUUCUUCAUCAAGUGGAGCAGUUGCUCGAACCGGGCCACCUAGUUCUGGCAGACCACUUCUUCGGCUAUGUGUAUGCAAAAUGUCUGCUGGGCGCCGUUAACCUCGACAUAGCCGACAAGCUAGAGGCGAACGGACCCAUGACCAUUGAAGACCUCGCUAAAGCCUGUGGUGCUCGCGCGGACCGUCUUCAACAGGUCUUGCGCGUCUUGUGCUGUAAUGGCAUAUUCUCUUAUCAAGAAUCAACUGGUUACUUCAGCAACAAUCAUACCUCGACAUUGCUGCUGUCCAACCACUGGACACAGUGGCGGGAAUGGGUCAUUCUUUACGGAACCCAGUUUUACGACAUGGCACGUGGGAUUCCAGAUUCGCUGGUGGAAGGAGUCGAUCGCUGGCCCGCUCAGAUCAAUUUUGACACCAAUGACAAUAUGUUCACCUAUUUCCAGAACCAGGGCUGGCUGCCACAACUCCAUCGCACCCUUGGCGCUGGGGCCGCCGCUCAGGCACCGGGAAUACUUGCCGAUUAUCCGUGGGAGGAAGUUGCCAAUGAGACGGUGAUUGACAUCGGUGGCGGCGGCGGUGCGCUUGUUGCACUGCUACUUCGGGAGCACAAACAGAUGAUCGGAGGUGUCUACGACCUUCCCGCGGUGAUUGAUCAUAUCAACCCGGAUUUCCAUUCCCGAGGGGGUCGAUUUGCAGACCUAGGACCACGUGUCCCAAAGGAAAAUCUCAUCGCAGGGGACUUCUUUUCAUAUAUCCCCCCGUCCAAGGUGUACACACUCAAGUGGUGUCUGCAUGAUUGGAAAGAUGAAGAGGCAGUGAAAAUCCUUCGGAAAAUUCGGGGCGCUAUUAUUAUGAGCCCAGGAAGUAGACUAGUGGUUCUGGAAUCGAUUCUGGACUAUACCCAUAGCUCCCGUCUGUCCCGGUAUGGAGAUAUGAAUAUGAUGAUUACUGCAAACGGUUUGGAGCGGACUAUGGCAGACUGGCAUAGACUGGCCAAACAGGCAGGAUGGGAGAUUUUCAAUGUGCAUCAUCUGAGGAAUUCAUGGCCAUGUGCGAUUGAUAUGAGGCCAUUAGUGGGGGAUGAUGUGUUGCAUAGUUCUUUAGCUUGA